Parastagonospora nodorum SN15 is the source of this 1027-nucleotide messenger RNA. RefSeq lists its product as hypothetical. The record is from RefSeq and is a predicted model, not a curated record. Bases 1 to 705 code for a protein of 234 amino acids. The transcript has 2 exons. Lineage: Eukaryota; Fungi; Ascomycota; Dothideomycetes; Pleosporales; Phaeosphaeriaceae.
AUGGUGUGGCCACGGAGUCACCACUACUACCAAUCAUCACUACUACCAAUCAUCACCACUAUCAAUUGUCGCUACCAUAAAUUAUCGCUACUUCCAUAUCAAUCAUCACCACAUCAAGCGAAAGUUGACACAACACAUCGUCGCAACACUACUAGCAAGCCUCGAUCGAACCAAACACCAAACCACAUCCUCCAAAAAAAGGAAAAAGACACGUCACAUAUGUCACUCUUCCCAAUCAUACCACCGUCACUCACACAAACAAUGUUAUCUUCAUCACCACCACAAUCGCCCACACUCUCGUCCUCACCGAUAUCAACGCACGACACCUCAUCACCACCACAAUCACCACAUCACGAUAAAGCCUCCCAACAACAACACCAUCACCACUUCUCCCCAACAAUCCCCCAUCUUCACUUGCCACAUCUCCCCCACAUCUCCCUCCGCACACACCUCACUUCCCUCUUCGCCCCCACGUCCCACCAGCAAUGUACAUGCUCGCCAUACCGCAUACCAGACUAUACGAAAUACAUCAUCGUGGACGACGAGUAUGUGCUGGUUGAGGAGGGCGAGGGGGAGGAUGGCGGGCCGUUGUGCAGGGAGGCGACGAUUGAGAGUGAGGGGUGGAAGACGAGUGGGAAAGGGGGAGAUAGGGUGAUGUUGAGCGAGAGGAAGAGGAGGUUGAGUGUGCAUUGUUUCGGGGGUUAGGGGUGAAGCUGGAAGGGAAGUGCAAGACGUCGAGGAAAGGCGUUGGUGAUUUUGUAUAUAUUCGUUUCAUGUUGAGGAGUUUUACACGGCCAAUUCUGUGUGGCGUACGAUGGUAUUUCUUUUAGUGAAAAAUGAGCUGCGGACAAGGGGGGGUUUUUUUUUGGAACGAGUUGGCAAGGUUUCUGGAGUAGAGUGGAUGUCUGGUCUACUACGGAUUGCCCAUGGAUUACAUAAACAUCUGAUUUGGUCGCCUUCUUGGUUGCAGAUGGAGCGGAGAUGCAGACAUAUAGUUCAAGAAAUCAAUGUUCUAGAACUUCGUCAA